Messenger RNA from Hipposideros armiger (great roundleaf bat), 1327 nucleotides. It is a transcript of the gene LYZ, whose product is annotated as lysozyme. Gene Ontology annotation, molecular function: lysozyme activity. The coding region runs from base 41 to 487 and encodes 148 amino acids. The record is from RefSeq and is a predicted model, not a curated record. The transcript has 4 exons. Lineage: Eukaryota; Metazoa; Chordata; Mammalia; Chiroptera; Hipposideridae. Gene Ontology annotation, biological process: defense response to Gram-positive bacterium; defense response to Gram-negative bacterium.
CCAACCCUGGUCAGCCGAGUGGUCUGGCUACUCAUUCAACAUGAAGUCUCUCCUUAUUCUGGGGCUUCUCCUCCUUGCUGCCACCGUCCAGGGCAAGGUCUUUGAAAGGUGUGAGCUUGCCAGAGCUCUGAAAAGAAUGGGAAUGGACGGCUUCAAGGGAAUCAGCCUGCCAAACUGGGUGUGUUUGGCCCAAUGGGAAAGUAGCUAUAACACACAAGCUACAAACUACAAUCCUGGAAGCAAAAGCACUGAUUAUGGGAUAUUUCAGAUCAAUAGCCGCUACUGGUGUAACGAUGGCAAAACCCCAAAAGCAGUUAACGCCUGCCAUAUAUCCUGCAACGUUUUGCUGCAAGAUGACAUCACUCAAGCCGUAGCAUGCGCAAAGAGGGUUGUCAGUGAUCCACAAGGCAUCAGAGCAUGGGUGGCAUGGAAAAAUCAUUGUCAAAACCGGGACCUCACUCAGUAUACUCGAGGCUGCGGAGUGUAACUGGAAUUUUCCUUCUUCAGCUCAUUUUGUCUCCUUUUCAUCGUAAGAGAAUAGUAGCUGAGUAGAAGUUCACAUGACCAUUCUUUCAAAUGAUAAUGUUUUUACAGAAGCAGGGGCAAAACAUGGUCUUUCUUCUAAGAUGCUAAAUGUUUUCUAAUGUGUUUAUUAUUUGAUAUUAAGCCUACAACUGUUUUCAGUUUGCUAACAGAACUAACGCUGGUAAAAACUUAUCUAAAAAUCUUGAUUUUCAAAUAUAUCUCCAGCACAUUCAGUUCUUAAAGAAAUAACCCAGACUUCAUAUUGAAUGAUACAAGUACUCCUCAGUAUUUGAUAAAUAUGUACCAUAAGACUAUCUUAAAACACAUUGAUCUUAGGCAAAAUCCCCUCUGUGUGUGCAUCUGAUGUUUUUAUCUGUUUGGUCACUCCCAAAAACAGUAAAAGACAAACACUCUUUGUUGGGCAAUAUACAUUUUACAAAGGAGCAGAAUACCAAAUGGAGGCAGCCUGAAUUCAGAAUUUUGUUUUUAUGAAAACAUGUUUUAAAUGUUUUAUUCGAAAUGUUGCUUUUCUAUGGCUUUAAAAAUAAACUCACGAUUUAUAUAGCAAUCUAUUUUAGCCCUUUAAAUAACUCUUUUAUGCAUCUUGCUGAUCAUGAAGGAAUAUAAAGAAGGAUAAGAUGAACUGUUGCUGUGUCUUAAUUUUAUUAACUUAGAUUCAUACUUUAUGGCUAAAUCUGGAGGCAGAUGAGUAUGCAAGUAUUGAAAUAAUGUUAAUUAGCCACUGAUGUGAAAUUACCUUGUUGUAAAAAAUUAACAUUACCAUUAAAGGCUUUGCAACUCA